AUGGAUAGGCAGACUGCAGAAGUACCUAUUCUGCUGUCAGGUGACUUUCGAACAUAUAAAACAAUUACAGCCGUACAUAGCCAAACAAGCCUCGCGCCCCACCAGCAAGACGCGCUUGAGGCACUGAGCAACAACCUAGCUGAUAUAGCCCAACAACACCUCAACGCCUAUAUCAGAGGUGUCUCCUUGACCAAGGCCUCUUCUGCUAUUGCCCCCGCCCCUACCACUGAUUCCCUAACCCCCUCCCCUCCCCCCUCCCGCCCCCCCUCCGGCCUGGCCCAAUCCACGUACGCGUCUGUGGCCCAGAUCAACUCUGGCAAAACUGCUGCCAUCAAGAAGACUGGCAAGCCAAAGCCCUUGAAAACUGAAACUGAGGCUCCUCCAGACACACGCCUCUUUACACCUUUGCCAUUUGCUCCAGCCUCUGCUCUAGGCUAG
This is a messenger RNA of Aspergillus nidulans FGSC A4, 438 nucleotides long. RefSeq lists its product as uncharacterized. The record is from RefSeq and is a predicted model, not a curated record. NCBI's taxonomy places the organism in Eukaryota, Fungi, Ascomycota, Eurotiomycetes, Eurotiales, Aspergillaceae. The coding region runs from base 1 to 438 and encodes 145 amino acids. The transcript has 3 exons.